Hibiscus syriacus is the source of this 2207-nucleotide messenger RNA. Its product is annotated as amidophosphoribosyltransferase, chloroplastic-like. The record is from RefSeq and is a predicted model, not a curated record. Gene Ontology annotation, cellular component: cytoplasm. The transcript is spliced from 2 exons. Bases 90 to 1832 code for a protein of 580 amino acids. Gene Ontology annotation, molecular function: amidophosphoribosyltransferase activity. NCBI's taxonomy places the organism in Eukaryota, Viridiplantae, Streptophyta, Magnoliopsida, Malvales, Malvaceae. Gene Ontology annotation, biological process: purine nucleobase biosynthetic process; purine nucleotide biosynthetic process.
GAGAGAAAACAGGGUCUGCAUUUUUAAAACCAUAUUCCUCAGUUGCGUUUUACUUCCACUCAUCUCCUAGAACUGCACAGCAAGCAUCCAUGGCAGCCUCCGCCAACAUCUCUCCUUUGUCUUCUUCAUCGGCACUAUCAAAAUCCGUAUCCAGAAGCCCCUCCUUUUAUCUAAACAAACCUAAAAAAACUCCCUUUUUCAAACCCGUUUCCCAUCUACAGAAACCUCCGUUUGCCAUCUGCUCUAAAAACCCCACCUCUGACUUCUUUUCGACGAACAAAACAGACCCGGAGGAGAAUUUUGUGCUUUCUUAUAGUGAUGAUGGCGAAAAGCUCCGUGAAGAGUGUGGUGUCGUGGGCAUAUUUGGUGAUCCUGAAGCCUCACGGCUAUGCUAUUUGGCCCUUCAUGCGCUUCAGCAUCGUGGACAGGAAGGUGCAGGUAUUGUAGCGGUGAAUAAUAAUGUUCUUCAAUCUAUCACCGGUGUUGGUUUAGUUUCUGAUGUGUUUAAUGAGUCUAAGCUUAGUCAAUUGCCUGGUGAAAUGGCUAUUGGACACGUGAGAUAUUCGACUGCUGGUUCUUCUAUGUUGAAAAAUGUGCAGCCUUUUGUUGCUGGUUACAGGUUUGGGUCUGUUGGGGUUGCACACAAUGGGAAUUUGGUGAACUACAGAGCUUUGAGACAUAUGCUUGAAGAUAAUGGUUCGAUUUUUAAUACUAGUUCUGACACUGAGGUUGUGCUUCACUUGAUUGCUAUUUCGAAGGCCAGGCCUUUCUUUUUGAGGAUUGUUGAUGCUUGCGAGAAGCUUGAAGGGGCUUAUUCGAUGGUGUUUGUGACAGAGGAUAAACUUGUUGCGGUCCGUGACCCCCAUGGAUUUAGGCCUUUGGUUAUGGGAAGGAGAAGUAAUGGUGCUGUUGUGUUUGCUUCAGAGACUUGUGCUCUUGAUUUGAUUGAGGCAACAUAUGAGAGGGAGGUGAAUCCUGGUGAAGUUCUGGUGGUGGAUAAGAAGGAUGGGGUUCAAUCACUUUGCUUGCUGCAUCACCCUGAACCAAAACAAUGCAUUUUUGAGCAUAUCUACUUUGCUUUGCCUAACUCUGUUGUCUUUGGAAGGUCCGUUUAUGAGUCACGACAUGCUUUUGGAGAAAUACUUGCGACCGAGGCUCCAGUUGAUUGUGAUGUUGUGAUUGCUGUGCCAGAUUCCGGAGUGGUGGCUGCUCUUGGUUAUGCAGCCAAAGCAGGGGUGCCAUUUCAGCAAGGGCUGAUCAGGUCACACUAUGUCGGAAGAACUUUCAUCGAGCCUUCGCAGAAGAUUAGGGACUUUGGUGUUAAGCUUAAGCUUUCACCGGUUCGUGGUUUGCUGGAAGGUAAAAGAGUUGUGGUUGUCGAUGACUCGAUUGUGAGAGGAACCACAUCAUCAAAAAUUGUUAGGUUGCUCAAGGAAGCAGGGGCUAAAGAAGUUCACAUGAGGAUUGCAAGCCCACCGAUUAUCGCCUCUUGCUAUUACGGAGUGGACACACCGAGCUCAGAGGAGUUGAUAUCGAAUCAAAUGAGUGUGGAGGAGAUUCGAGAGUUUAUCGGAUGCGAUUCACUUGCUUUUCUUCCAAUCGAUAGUUUGAAGAAGAUGUUGACUAGUGAUUCUCAAACUUUCUGCUAUGCUUGCUUCUCCGGGAAGUACCCAGUCAUGCCAAGGGAGGUUAAAGUGAAAAAAGUUGGUGAUUUCUUGGACGAUGGAUUGAAUGGACCUAUGGAUUCCAUUGAUGGAGGAUGGGUUAAAGGUCCAACAAAUGUCAAUAUCGAGAAAGAAAUCGAUCCAGUUUAUCAACGGAGCAAGAUUUAGCAUUGUUUCAAUCUUUUAUGCGUGGUCAGUGAUAGAUAGUUUUGGUUUCUUUGCUGUUAACAAUCUAAAGCCUAUACAGUUUUGAUUUCUUUGCUGAUGAACAACCCAAAGCUUAUACAAUCAUUUAUGUCCUCAUUUAUGUUUGAUUCAGUAUGUUUCAAUAAUGAAAAGGGAACUAUUUACAAUGAAGUAAGCUUUUUUUUUUUUUAUGUACAAUAUCUGUUAGUUGGCUCCUGUUAUGAUCAAUUCAAGUGAGAAAUAACAUCCAAGAAUUCAUCUUCAUUGCAAGGAAUUGUAACACCUCCCAUCGGAUGAUCGAACCCGAACUCUUCUUCGGCUUUGCUUAACAAACCUUGAAACAAAGGUUGAUUCAAG